This is a messenger RNA of Crotalus tigris (Tiger rattlesnake), 703 nucleotides long. Its product is annotated as cystatin-F-like. Bases 171 to 611 code for a protein of 146 amino acids. Gene Ontology annotation, biological process: negative regulation of microglial cell activation; immune response; positive regulation of myelination. The record is from RefSeq and is a predicted model, not a curated record. Gene Ontology annotation, cellular component: late endosome; endoplasmic reticulum; Golgi apparatus. Lineage: Eukaryota; Metazoa; Chordata; Lepidosauria; Squamata; Viperidae. The transcript has 4 exons. Gene Ontology annotation, molecular function: cysteine-type endopeptidase inhibitor activity.
AUCUGCCAGCUCAUACUUAUCUGCCAGCACAAACAGAGCACAGUCUUUGGAGGCAAAUUAUUCAGCUGAGAAUCUCUGAAGAGACAGUGAAAACCCCCAUUUCCUGUCUUUGGUGAAGAUACAAAUUUGCCACUUUGCUCCAAUUCUGUUUAUGGUAGAGCAAGACGACAAUGUUCUUUGGAUGGAGAGUGAUUACUCUUGGCUUUCUUCUUCUCUAUGGUGUGCCUAACUCUUCAACUGAUACCCUUGGGCAGUUGCCUAAUUCGUUAAUUCAACCUGGAUCUCCUUUCCCUGUAAAGACAAAUGACCCUGAAGUUCAAAGAGCUGCUAGGCUUGGGGUUUAUAGAUACAAUAACAGUUCAAACGAUAUCUCUUUGUUUAAAGAAUCUCACAUAAAUAAAGCCACAAGGCAAAUUGUGAAAGGAGUGAAAUACAGACUGGAUGUUGAUAUCCGCCGGACUGUAUGCAGCAAAAGAAUACCGCAUCCCAACUUGGACAGAUGUGAUUUCCAGAAGAACAGGAGGCUGAGAAAAAUGUUCACAUGCAAUUUUGAGGUCUGGCUUAUACCUUGGCAGCAGAAAGUCCGCAUCCCAGUCAUGUUCUGCCACUAAUUGGUCUCUAAUAAACUUUAUAGAUAUUGCAUGUUUAUUUUUUGUCAACUGAUACACCGUAAAUUGUCCAUAAAGACACUAGAUUGCCAACA